Messenger RNA from Dufourea novaeangliae, 4263 nucleotides. It is a transcript of the gene Pvr, whose product is annotated as vascular endothelial growth factor receptor 1-like. The transcript has 23 exons. Gene Ontology annotation, molecular function: transmembrane receptor protein tyrosine kinase activity; ATP binding. NCBI's taxonomy places the organism in Eukaryota, Metazoa, Arthropoda, Insecta, Hymenoptera, Halictidae. The record is from RefSeq and is a predicted model, not a curated record. Gene Ontology annotation, biological process: cell surface receptor protein tyrosine kinase signaling pathway; protein phosphorylation; multicellular organism development. Gene Ontology annotation, cellular component: signaling receptor complex. The coding region runs from base 1 to 4263 and encodes 1420 amino acids.
AUGGAAUCAAAUGUAGUAUUCAGCAACACCUAUCGUUUUGUACGCAACAACUUAAUAUUGGAUGCAUUAAAGAGUACUCAGUAUGAUUCAACAGCUCUGAAACCAACUAUAUCAACGGAAGCUGACGAGAUUAUUAAGAACGAGGGUGAUCCUUUGGUGAUACUCUGCUCCGGUCCCUCAAAAAUUUUCUUCUUUUAUCCUACAAAUUCCGGGGAAGCAAUCAAUACAUCAGCACCGGAUAUAAAAGAGUAUCAAGAUGAAAAUGGUAUCUAUACGUACGAGUUUCGGCGACCGAAAACCGUUUUUGGGGACACCGGCUGGUACGGUUGCUCAGAUCACCUAGUUGAAGUCACCACGGAUUCUUAUUUUGAUCCAGAAAUUAACUGGGUUUACGUCUACGUUCAGUCUGACACUAACCUAUUCGUGGAAGCUGAUACCUAUGAAUCACUACGCAAAAUUUCUGGAAGUACUGUCAUUAUACCUUGUAGGCCAACGUCUCCAAACCUGACUGUGAAUCUCUCAAACGAUGAAUACUUUGAACUGGACGAAAGAUUCUCCUUCGAUCCGAGAAUUGGAUUUACACUGAAGAACCUCACGCUCAAGGACAGUGCGUACUACAAAUGCGUGAUAGAACGGGAUGGUAUAGAUCACGAGGUCAAUUAUCAUUUACUCGUGUUUCGUAAACAUACGCUAACCGAGCCAAAAAUCCUCGAGGACACGUUGCGACAUGUGACAAGGGGCCAAACUCUGUACGUCAACUGUACCAUAGACGUUAACGUGGACAUGCACUACGUUCUGAACUGGAGUACACCGCAACAAAGCAACAGGAUAAGCACUCGACUAUACAGCACUACAUACGGGUCGUAUAUUCGGAGAGCCACGAAUGAAUUGACGAUAAGAAACAUGACCGACGAUGACGAGGGUCUUUACGCGUGUAUCAUCACGAAUUUCCAGGACUCGAAAAAAUCCGAGAAGUAUAUUAAAGUCUAUGAUCCGGGGAACAAAUUCCUUAACUUAACAGCUCAGGACUCUGAUAGACAUUAUCAACGCCGAUUCGGCGAUAAAGUGCAGUGGGUCGUCUACGUGAACGCUUAUCCUGAGCCUACCCUUAAAUGGCUGAAUCCAAAGGGCGAGGUAAUGACCGGAAAUUGGGCAUCACCGGAGAAAUCAAAAUUCGCGAUUAAUACGACACCCCUGUCGACGAUGACGAUACUCAGAAUCAAUCAUCUCGAUGUCAAUGACAUGGGGGUAUAUUCGAUCCAGGCCACCAAUGACGACAGAAUCGAAGUCCUGAACUUCACGUUGGACGUGAUAGCCAAGCCAAUACCAAUAUUGGAGAGAAUAGAGUCUUACUACGCCCCUAAUCAAGAGGCAGAGAUGCGCUGUCACGUGGCAGCGUAUCCAGAACCAGAAAUUACCUGGAAUUUCCUCAAAUGCCCGAACUAUCCCUCCUGUGAAAACGGAACUAUAGUGAACUUAACGGAAACAAAGGAACACGGAAUGACGACAUUUUUCCUCUCGAUUGUAAGGAUGAUGGUCGAAAUGUCCGGAAGACUCACCUGCAAAGCGUGCAACGUCGUCGGUUGUGACUCCGUCACGGAAAAUGUCUUCGUUUCUGAUGGAAAUGGCGGAUUCGGUAUAAUCGAGCCGAAGGAAUCAGUGACCGAGGGCGACGAUUUGGAGCUGAUCUGCGCCGCCUCCGUUUAUAACUAUUCAAACAUCUUCGAAUGGAGCAACGAAGAUAACACUCCCAUUUUGGAAACUAACAGACUAUCGAUCGUUCGAGGGCAGACACAAUUUACAUAUAGAUCGAUUUUGAGGAUAAAUAAUGUAGAAAAGCAGGACUCGAAAUACUACAUCUGCACUGGAAGGACUACAGAGAAUAUUACCGAGAGCAUGGACUAUGAUUUGCGAGUACAGGACGCACGUGCACCUACCUUUGAGGAUACCAAUCUCAAGCAGAAUGAAGUGACUAUCGAUUCCAACACGCAGGGUCACAAGACAGUGAUCCUUAAGUGCUUCGCGGACGGUAUGCCCAAACCGAAUAUCACUUGGUACAAGGAUGACACAAUGUUGAUGACCAACGAGCAGUACAUGUUUCUUUACAAUUAUCAAGAGUUACAUAUCAAGUAUCUGCUGGAAAGUGACAGUGGCAAAUACUUGUGUCGAGUGGAAAAUCGAAUGGGAAAACUCGAAGCGUAUCAGCAAAUAACGAUAAAAGGAAAAGAAUUGCCCAAAGAAUUGAUCAUUUUAAUUAUCAUCUUGGUUAUCAUCGUCGUGAUUUUGGUGAUCUAUUUCACGAUUAAAGUCCGUCGUGAAAAGAUCAUGAGGAAGGAAUUAAUGGAAGCUGGACUAAUGCACUUCGAGGAGGGAGCGAUAGAGUGCUUGAAUCCGGACUUGACAGUGGAUGAUCAGGCGGAGUUGCUUCCUUAUGACAAGAAGUGGGAAUUUCCCAGGGAAAGACUGAAAUUAGGAAAAAAAUUGGGAAGUGGUGCGUUUGGAGUCGUUAUGAAAGCGGAGGCUCAAGGAAUUUCCGAAGAGGAGACGAUGACCACCGUGGCUGUGAAAAUGGUGCGUCGUACAACCGAUCCCACGUAUGUUCGUGCACUUGCCAGCGAAUUGAAGAUCAUGGUGCACCUUGGGAAACACCUGAACGUUGUCAAUUUGCUUGGGGCUUGUACGAAAAAUAUUUCGAAACGUGAAUUGUUAGUGAUCGUCGAGUAUUGCAGAUUUGGAAAUUUGCACAACUAUUUACUCCGACACAGGGGUGACUUUAUUAAUCAAAUUGAUCCGUCGACCGGCAAAUUCGAUCCUAGUAUCGGCAUAGAUAUCCUCACGCGGACGGCCAGCGUAGGCAGCAACAACAGGAUAAAAUAUGCGGCAUUGUCAUUUUCUCGCAGUAUCAGUGGAAAUUCAGGCACCGAUUCGGUGCACUAUCAAGGUACAGCCAUGGAUUCCCAGGGUGUUAUCAUGACGCCGUACGGCUGUGUACUCAGUAACGGCUCAUCCCAGCCGGGAUGGAGAUCUAAUUACCGUGGCGACUACAAGGAUCAUAAUUUAAAACCGAUUUGCACGCAGGAUUUGUUAUCCUGGGCCUUUCAGGUCGCUCGUGGAAUGGAGUAUCUUAGUCAGAGAAAGGUGCUACACGGUGACUUGGCCGCAAGAAACAUUCUACUGGCCGAGAAUAACGUAGUGAAGAUUUGUGAUUUCGGUUUAGCGAAAACUAUGUACAAAGACGACAAUUAUAAGAAGAAAGGCGACGGUCCGUUGCCCAUCAAGUGGAUGGCCAUCGAAUCGAUCAGAGAUCGAAUCUUCUCCACGCAGUCGGACAUUUGGUCGUUCGGUAUAGUUCUGUGGGAGUUCUUCACGUUGGCUGAGACUCCGUAUCCGGGAAUGGAAGCGGAAAAACAGUAUCAAAAGCUGAUUGAAGGUUACAGGAUGGAACAGCCGGAGUAUGCUACCUUCGAAGUAUAUGAUAUAAUGCUUCAAUGCUGGAAGGCCAAACCCACAGUACGCCCAAGUUUCACGGAAUUAGUCGAUAGUAUAGGUGAUUUGUUGGAGGAAAGCGUAAAAGCGCAUUACGUAAGUCUAAACGAUCCCUACAUGGACAUGAACACGACGAUGCUGGAAGGCGGCAAAAACGACUACCUGACAAUGUUGUCCGCCCCUGACCACACGAUGCUGUCUUCACCGAACCACGACUACGUAAACUCACCUGUACCUGAGAAUCCAGGGGAUUCGUCCUACCUGUGCAUGAGCCCCAUAAGCAAACGUGACGAGUCCGGUAUAUUCAGUCCCAGAUCUGUUCAGGAACGAACGCAUUUUGACUUUCCAUCCCCGACCUCCGACUCGGAGGACGCCGUGGAGAUGUCGCCUAUGCUGAAGAAGGUAGAGGAUGACGAUCCCUAUUUGAAACCGAUCAAUGUUCACGAACGAAGGGCAGAGUUCGCGAGGAAUCGUCAGGCGAUGAAGAACCAAACUGCGGACCGACCGAUCGAUCGUGAUUCCGGUUAUUGUAACACACCGAAGAAUCUUCAGCUGAUAGAUCUAAACGAGAAGAAUAAGAAAUGCACGGAGGAGAGCGAGGACAAUGUGGAUUCCGUGGAUAAGAAGGAUUUCAGGCCGUCGAUCAUAAGAACCCCGGACAAUUACGUGAACAUGCCCAAGCAGAAGAUCGACUUGAAGAAAGAUAUGCCAGACGGAUUCAGCAAUCCCAGUUACGUGAUGAUGAGCAAUCGAGAGGCAGAUCAGACCAGGGUCUGA